AUGAUUAGAGGUGUAGGUCUGUUUCUAAUAGGCGGCUUUCUGGCUUGCAAUGCUAUUUAUUUCCUAUACUUUUUUGCUAUAGAUGACCCAAAUGUAAAUUAUCAGCUUAACACAGCUACUCAAAAACAAGAAGCAGAAAGUAAAAACAACUUGAACUAUCAGAAUUAUAGAGAUUUUGUCAGAGAAAUAGAUGUAUAUAAUGCUAGUGCUAUAUUCAAUUCAGUCAAUUCAGCGUUGAAACAAAAGGAUUCAGAUAUUUUCCCCGCUGGUGUUUCAUAUUUUCCUGCAGUUAUCCCUGAGGGAACGAUACUAUAUCAUGCAGGUGCCGGUAUUCCUGAUGGAUUUGAAUGGUUAGCUAUGGAUAUGGAAUUUAGUAUGAAUUUUGGCAGUAGGGGACGAAAAACCAGAGGUUCAAAAUCUUUAAAUAGAUUUGGAAAUUGGGGACCAGGCGGACCCAAACAUGGUCCUAAUUUCAAAAAGCGUGAUAAUGAAGAUGAAUCAACAGAUAACACAGAAGAUACAGAGAACAAUCAUAAUUAUUGUGACGACAAUGAUGGAAAUAACAACGGCUUUCAUGGGCCCAAUAAUCGUAUUUCUUCACUUAUGAGUUUUAGAGUCAAGAGAGAUUUGAAUAAAAUGCUUUAUUUGGAUGGUGCCUCGGCUUCUAAAUCGAAAGAUACUGGUGAAAUGGACACUCAAAAAAUUUUGUCCGAUGAGAUAGUAAAAAGAUUGAAUCUAACUGACGAAAGUGAUGAGGAUGGGGAGGAUGGAAACGAGAAGAAAAAAUAUGUCAUGGAUGAAAGAUUAUAUGCUCAAAAUAUAUGCAAAUGGGGUGAACAGUUCGGUCUUCAUGGUUAUAUUAGAGUGGAGAUGGGAUUUGAGGUGGUAUUAUGUGACUUCAGCAACCUAGAAAUGAUAUCUAAUGUUUCGAUGAAGUUUUCGGACGAUAUUUUAGAUUUGCCCCCAAAUCAGGAUAUUACCUUUAAAAAUGGCUGGCCAAUAAAUUGUAACGAUGGUACUUUAAUGGAUGAUUUACUAACACCCGAGCAAAAAACCAUUUUAGAAUUGGAAAAUUUUAGAGAGGACAAGUUAGUUAAAUUAGGUCUCAUUGAAGGGUGGGAACAGGCCAGAAUUGCUGGUAUAAGUCAUAACUGGGGCGACAAACGAAUUGGAAUUGAUUAUAGGUAUCUGAUUACUGGUAUCAACAGAACUUGGUUGGACCCUAAUGCUUAUAAAAGAAGACUUGCAUUUGCAGGAAACGAAACUUUGGUUGAGAUCGUAGACGAUUUAGAACACAUUCUAAAAAACUUUCAAUUUAAUCAGUAUAGAAGCAAUAACUGGCAACUCAAAACGGAACAAGUCGUUGAUAAGUUUGCACCUAUUAUAUUAUCUCUGGAACACUUACUUAAUUCCUCUGCACUAAAUUUCCAAGAUAAAGUCUUAAAUAUUACAAUGUACACAUUGCCUUUCGUUAAAAGAUACUGGCACAAGGUUGAAGAUGAUUAUCACAGCAAUGGUAUAAAUUUUGGGGUAUGGGAGUACUCUUAUCCUUUACUAAGUUUGCAAACAGACUCAGAUUAUCUAAUCUGGUCAUCUUUUGUUAAUAUUUUAGAUUCAAUUUUUGACACCAUAUACAAUGUUUUUGACAACGUUUCACCCUUGGCAACAGAGUGCUUAACAAACGGUUAUAUUGAUGAAACAAAAGAGGAAGCUGUUUUGAAACCCCUGUUAGAACAAAUACACCAAUUAAAGAGUAUUUUAAAUUGGGUUCAAUUUGGUUAUAAAUGUGCUAGGGCCUGUGAAUGGGAUGAAAUUUGUUAUACUCCUUCUUGGGGUCCUGGUCCUAUGGGGCGGGCUCUCCCAAGUGAUUACAACAGUACUGGUAUGAUUGGCUUUAUUAACGAUGAUGAAAAUAAACUACUAGUUAUUGAUUCUAAUGAGCAAUGUAUUAAAGUUACCGAUUUACUACAGGGACGUGGCUGA
Messenger RNA from Saccharomycodes ludwigii, 1983 nucleotides. RefSeq lists its product as uncharacterized. The record is from RefSeq and is a predicted model, not a curated record. Bases 1 to 1983 code for a protein of 660 amino acids. The transcript has a single exon. Lineage: Eukaryota; Fungi; Ascomycota; Saccharomycetes; Saccharomycodales; Saccharomycodaceae.